Messenger RNA from Hansenula ciferrii, 906 nucleotides. RefSeq names its product Tda5p (gene TDA5). NCBI's taxonomy places the organism in Eukaryota, Fungi, Ascomycota, Saccharomycetes, Phaffomycetales, Wickerhamomycetaceae. The transcript has a single exon. The record is from RefSeq and is a predicted model, not a curated record. Bases 1 to 906 code for a protein of 301 amino acids. Gene Ontology annotation, molecular function: oxidoreductase activity, acting on the CH-OH group of donors, NAD or NADP as acceptor.
AUGAGUGGUUUUAUUAACAAUUUGAAAAGUAUAUUAUUACCAAGAAUCAUAUCAUAUAUAAUAUCUGGGAUUAUCACACUAUGGCUCAUUAUAAAAUAUAUAAACACAUUAUAUAAAACAAGAGGUCCUUGGGAUAAAUUAAAUUCAAAUGAUUUAGCUUUAAUAACAGGUGGUUCAAAUGGAUUAGGUUUAGAAAUUUCUAAAAUAUUAAUUUCCAAAAAGGUUAAAGUAUUAAAUUUAGAUAUUGAACCACCAAUUGAAAAAAUUGAUUCAAUAUAUUUUAAUUGUGAUUUAUCCAAAGAAAAUGAAAUUUUUGAAAUUAUAAAUAAAAUUAAAAAUCAAUAUGGUAUACCAACAAUUUUAAUAAAUAAUGCAGCUAUUCGUCAUAAUGAAUUAUUAAUCCAAUUAAAUUACCAAAAAAUCAAUGAAAUUAUACAAAUUAAUACCAUGGCACCAAUCAUCUUAUUAAAAGAAUUUUUAAAACUUCAUAAUCCUUCCAAAAAAUUAUAUAUAAUUAAUAUGGCUUCAAUAUUAGGUUUAGUUUCACCUUCAAAUUUAUCAAUAUAUUCAGCAACUAAAAGUUUCCUUGUUUCACUACAUGAUUCUUUAUCACAUGAAUUAAUAUCAAAUAAAAAUAUAAGAUUUUUAUUAGUUACACCAGGUCAAUUAGAUACAAAAUUAUUUAAAGAUGUUAAACCACCAAGAGAAUUUUUUGCACCUAUAAUAAAAUCCAAAGUUUUAGCUAAUGAAAUUGUUAAUAAAAUUGAAUUAGGUGAACGUGGUGUUAUACAGGGACCUUUUUAUACAAAUUUUAUACCAAUUUUAAGAAUUUUACCAUUCUUUAUGAAUGAAUUUGCCCGGUGGUUUAGUCAAAUGGAUACAAGUGUUAAACAAAAUAUAGAAUAG